Fusarium oxysporum Fo47 is the source of this 429-nucleotide messenger RNA. RefSeq lists its product as uncharacterized. The transcript is spliced from 5 exons. NCBI's taxonomy places the organism in Eukaryota, Fungi, Ascomycota, Sordariomycetes, Hypocreales, Nectriaceae. The coding region runs from base 1 to 429 and encodes 142 amino acids. The record is from RefSeq and is a predicted model, not a curated record.
AUGGCCAAGCAAGAUGACUAUCUUGUUGGCUUGGAGCAGUACGGCCUUCAACAACCCUCCGCCCAGCAGAAGCUCACGCCCCUUGAUAUGAACAUACCGAGACUUUAUGGAAUCCGUUUGGUCCUAUGCUUCCCAUUAACCUCUGGUGCGGAUAAAUUGCAGAUAUACGAGAAUCUGAAGAAGGGAUUGGCGCAUACCGUCACGUCUAUUCCAUGGAUUGCAGGAGUGAUCGGCCCAGAGGAAGGACAGGAUCCCAAGACCCGAAGGGUUCAGAUUGUCGACUCACCAAGUGGAUUCAAGUUCCCAUAUAAAGAUCUCAGCGACACCUUACCAUCAUAUGCAGCCUUGAAAGAGAAAAGCUUUGCUCUCUCCGAAUUCUCAACCGCCCCACUCGGUCCCAUCGACGUUACGCCACAAGGUCCUGACUAA